UAUCGCCCAUCCACAUGUUAAAUUUGUUUUGAUUCUGCUUUGAAAAUAUUUUUGCCUGUUUAUUAUAAGAAAAUGGCAUACGUUGCGCUUAGUGAGGCAGAGAAAACUUUUAUUCUGCAUGGCGUUGAGGAGGAUUUCCGCUGUGAUGGUCGUUCGCGCCGCGAUUACCGGCCAAUGGAACUGGAAACGGGCCUGGUCAGCAAUGCUAGUGGGUCGGCACGACUACGUUUAGCGAAUACGGAUAUUUUGGUGGGCGUUAAAACUGAAAUCGAUGUGCCCAAUCCAUUAACGCCUCAAUUUGGCAAGUUGGAAUUCUUUGUGGAUUGCUCUGCGAAUGCCACUCCAGAAUUUGAGGGUCGCGGCGGCUCAGAUCUGGCACAGGAGCUGAUACUUUCACUGCAAAAUGCCUACGAAUCCCCAUUUGCCUUUGACUAUCGCACCUUGUGCCUCAUACCAGGACAGCAAUGUUGGAAACUUUACAUAGAUAUAUUGAUUCUGGAAUGCGGUGGCAAUCUGUACGAUGCUGUUUCCCUGGCAGCCAAGGCAGCGCUCUACAACACAAAGCUGCCGCGCGUUACUGCAACAUUGCUGGACGCAGGUGUCACUGAUUUAAUUAUAUCUGACAAUCCCUACGACUGCACACGCAUAGGCAUCGAUGCAGUGCCGCUGCUUGUGACCGUAUGCAAGAUUGGUGAUUAUUGCCUUGUGGAUCCCACAGCUGAGGAGGAAGUGUGCAGCACAGUCAGCAUGGUUGUAUCCGUGUCCAUGCGUGACAAUGAAGCUUAUUUAUCUGGCACACACAUGACCGGUGGCGGCUCCAUGCACAGGGAUACCAUGCUAAACAGCAUACAGCUGGGCCUCUCCAUUGGCGAGCAACUGAACAGCUUGCUCGUCAAGAUGCUUAAGUCGGAGGAGGGGCGAGUGGGGCCUAAGCGGCCCAAGACAGUGGGAUUUCUUAAAUAAAAGUGAAUUAUUAUGAAAGUUUA
Messenger RNA from Drosophila virilis, 986 nucleotides. It is a transcript of the gene Rrp42, whose product is annotated as exosome complex component Rrp42. Gene Ontology annotation, biological process: U4 snRNA 3'-end processing; nuclear polyadenylation-dependent mRNA catabolic process; U1 snRNA 3'-end processing. NCBI's taxonomy places the organism in Eukaryota, Metazoa, Arthropoda, Insecta, Diptera, Drosophilidae. Gene Ontology annotation, molecular function: mRNA 3'-UTR AU-rich region binding. The record is from RefSeq and is a predicted model, not a curated record. Gene Ontology annotation, cellular component: nuclear exosome (RNase complex); cytoplasmic exosome (RNase complex).